Molecule: messenger RNA, 2514 nt
Organism: Episyrphus balteatus (marmalade hoverfly)
Lineage: Eukaryota; Metazoa; Arthropoda; Insecta; Diptera; Syrphidae
Product: integrator complex subunit 9-like
Exons: 2
Coding region: 502-912 (136 amino acids)
Biological process (GO): snRNA processing
Cellular component (GO): integrator complex
Source: RefSeq, a predicted model, not a curated record
AUUUUAAGAAAUUUGGUACGAUUCGUCAUUUUUCUUGGGACAAUUUUUAUUAAUGUAUAAAAAAUAACCCAAUUUAACUUAUGGACAUGUCCGGGAACCAAUGGAAAUUUUUCUAACGGAAACAUUAUAUUCAUAGGUGCGUUGCUAUUAUUUGAAUUGGUAAAUAAGACAAAAUCUCUAAUUAAAUGUUGUUUUGAUUUAAAACAAUACCUGGACAUCAAAUUUUCUACCUCCAUGAUUUGGACCCAUACACAAAUAGUUCCAAUUUAAUUGCUUCUCUUCUUGCCAUGUGUCGUAUUCUGUGGUCAUCCGAGUUUGAGAUUUGGCGAUGCGGUCCACUUUAUUGAAAUGAGGGUUCAAAUCCUAAUAAUUCAAUCAUUUUUACAGGUUCUAUGAUCAAUACUUUUUGGAUCUUCCAAUAUUUUAAUUGAUUUGUAUUUAUUUUUUUUAGAACCUGACUUCCCAUAUCUUGAAGUGCUGGCACCUUUCCAACCCUUGUCCAUGAAGGCAUUCUAUUGUCCCAUCGAUACGUCACUGAACUAUCAACAAGCAAACAAGCUGAUUAAGGAACUAAAACCUAGGGUCUUGGUUAUUCCUGAAUACUAUACAAAACCGCAUCCAAUUGCUCCACAACUUUAUAUUGAACAAGCGGACAAGAAAAUCAUCACUUUCAAAUGUGGCGAAAUCAUUCGAUUGCCACUCAAACGAAAAAUGGAUCGAGUCUAUCUUACAUCUGAAUUAGCAUCAAAAAUUGUUCCUCGUGAAAUAACUCCCGGUGUGACAAUAUCCACAUUAUUCUUGAAGUCAAAGAUAAAGUACAUAAUAUUGCUCCAUGUGAUGAUGAAUCGGAUAGUUAAGCAAAUACAAGUGCUGGCACAACUCUACAUCCACCUAAACGUGAAGAAGUUCUAAUGAAAGUUAAAUAUGAAUAUGGAGGAGUCGAUAUAGAUUCCAUAUUGGCGCAAGAUGGAAUAACAGAUAUUAAAACAGAACGAAUUGGAGGUGUAUUAACGAUAAGCAUACCAAGUGAAGAUACGAUAAUUAAAAUUGAUGAAAACUCAACGCAUAUUGUGUGUGGGGGUAAGCAGUCGUUGAGACUGAAAUUUAGAGAUUCCCUAAUGAAAUGUGUGCAGCAGCAAUCUGUACAUUCUCAAAAACCACCCGGCCUAGUGCACCACAUGCAAACCCAAUUCUGUUCCGAAGUCGGACUCAGCUCCGCCUCAGGCGGAGCGGAUUCGGACCGAGGUCGGACCUGUUUGCUUGAAGGGUUACCCUUCAAGCAAGAAAACUGAGUUCAACAAAGAAACUCCGACCUCAGACCGCGAAAAUCGAGCUUGCACUCACACACUUGCAACUUUUUGUGUAUGAACACAAAGUCGAACGAGAAUCGUGGUGAAAAAUGAGAAAAGGAAAAGAAAGACAAGGCCAACAAGAGCCAAAGCGUCAUUUUGUUAUUUUUUGUUGAAGUGUUUGGUCGCGUCGUGUCUCGUGUCGUUGUUUGUAUAAUGUUAGUUUAUUAAUUAUAAACAAUUUUAUUAAAUUAUAAACAAUAUGGAAAACAAAAAAGGUAUGUUUUAUAUAUCGCUCAAAGUGUUUGGGUUAAAAUGUUGUUUCUUCUUGUGUUGUAGAUGUAAUCUCUAAUGAUGAAGAAAAAUCUAGAAGGUGAAACAUGCGAUUGGGUAUCUAAAAAAACACCAACAACAGCAGCAGCAUCAAAUGAAAUAAAAUGAAAAAAAAUGUAUUGUAUUUUAUAUUGUAUUUAUUGUGAAAAUUUCGUUUGCCAAAAUAAAAUAAAAAAUAAAACAGUUUCAGUGAAAAAAAAAAAUAAAUCUUGUUCUUUUUUGGUCGCAAAUGCGAAAUGUCAUCCCUUUCUUAUUCCUCUUUCUGGUAGGUUUUCGCUGCUCCGGCUCAGGUCCGCCUUCGGCUCCGUUUUCUCGGAAUGGAGAUUUUCACCACACCAAUACAUAUGCAAUCGACUUCGCGGUGAUUAUAAUUUCCAUACUAAUUUGAGCCGCCUUCGGACCAGUUUCUGAUCCGAAGUCGGACUCAGCUCCGCCUCAGGCGGAGCGGAUUCGGACCGAAGUCGGACCUGUUUGCUUGAAGGGUAGGAUGAUUCGCACACGGCCUUAAAGCGGUUGAGCGAACGACUUAUUUCAUUGAUGGGAUGAGGAUGGCUGGUGUGCGUGUGGUGAUGGCUUUGUUUUGUCUUGUGUAUACAAAACAUAAUGUAUCUGUUUUUUUUUUUUUUUUUUGAUGGAUGGGUUGUGUUGUGGGCUGCGUUGUGGUCGCCUCGUCGCUCGGCGGCGGCACGAUCGGUUGUUGUGGUUUCUUUUUUUUAUUUUAAAGUUACUUUGCCCUCGACUUUAGGUAUACUGUAGGUAUACUCUAGACCUAUGAAUAAAUGCAAUCUGAACAUGCCUAAUAGACCAGUGCCAAUAAUUUUUUUAAAUAAAUUAUUAGCAGCAUAUGGGUGGUUUGAAAAUUUAGGAUAAAUGGUAUAUGAAAGGGAAAAAA